UCUAUGGCACGCUUGGUCGUCACCGAGGUGACGGAGCGGAAAAGGGCAAGAAGAGGCUUGGUCCCCACUGCACAGUGGCAGGCGUGAAGCCCAACCGAGCAGCCGUGCCUUUUUCCAACCACUGUCACCGCCACUCCCAACCCCGCUCAUCCUUGGCUCGGUUGGCGGAGGCCACGUCUGUGACCUCGACUCAGGGCCCCCUGGCAAUGGCAGAAAUGGACCCUGCACAGGAUCGUGUGGUCUUUGAGGAUGUGGCCAUAUAUUUCUCCCAGGAGGAGUCAGGGCUCCUUGAUGAGGCUCAGAGACACCUGCACCGUGAUGUGAUGCUGGAGAACUUUGCACUUUUGUCAUCAAUAGGUUGUUGGCAUGGCACUGAGGAUGAGAAGGCACCUGAGCAAGGUGUUUCUGUGGGAGUGUCACAGGACACACCUCCAAAGCCCCAUUUAUCCGCCCAGAAGACCCAGGCCUGUGAGACGUGUAGCUCACUUCUGAAAGACAUUCUGUGCUUGGCUGAGCAGGACGAGACACACACUGAUCAAGAGCUAUACAUCUGUGGGGCAAAUCUUCACCAACGCCAAAAGCUGCAGAGUAGAGAAAAACUUUACAGAAGUGAUGAGGGGAGGCCUUCAUUUUUGAAGAACCACAAAGUUCACAUGGCAGAAAGGACCAUCCCUUGCAGGGAGGGUGGCAAGGACUUUACUGCCCAUUCAGACCUUCUCCAGCAGCAGGUCCCUCACAGUGAGUGGAAGCCACGCAUGGACACACAGGGCAGGGAGGCCUUUGAAAGCAGACAGAAUUAUUACAAUUGUAGCAAAUGUGGGAAAGACUCUUGCCACCAGCAUAUGCUUUUUGAGCAUCAAAAAAUCCAUUCUAAGGAAAGGCCAUAUGAGUGCGGUGAAUGUGGGAAAUUGUUUCAGUACAAUUCCAACCUUAUUAAACAUCAGCGAAAUCACACUGGAGAAAGGCCUUAUAAGUGUAGGGAAUGUGGGAAAGCCUUUAGUCUCAAAUAUAAUGUUGUUGAACACCAGAGAAUUCACACUGGAGAGAGGCCUUAUGAGUGCACUGAAUGCAGGAAGGCUUUCAUUAGAAAGUCCCACCUUGUUCAGCACCAGAAAAUCCACAGUGAAGGAUUCUUUACAAAAAGGUCUGACCUUAUCGAGCACCAGAUAAUUCACACCAGGCCAAGGCCUUAUGAAUGCAGCCAGUGUGGGAAGGCUUUCCUUACACAGUCCCACCUUAUUGGUCACCAGAAAAUCCAUACUGGAGAAAGGCCUUAUGAAUGCCGUGAAUGUGGGAAAUUCUUUAUGUACAGUUCCACACUCAUUAGACAUCAGAAAGUUCAUUCUGGUGAAAGGCCUUAUUAUUGCAGUAAAUGUGGGAAAUUUUUUAUAGACAGCUCCACACUCAUUAUUCAUCAGAGAGUUCACACUGGAGAAAGGCCUUACGAGUGCAGCGAAUGUGGGAAAUUCUUUAGGUACCGCUCCACGCUUAUUAGACAUCAGAAAGUUCACACUGGAGAGAAGCCUUAUGAGUGCAGUGAAUGUGGGAAGUUCUUUAUGGACAGCUCCACACUCGUUAUUCAUCAGAGAGUUCACACUGGAGAAAAGCCUUAUGAAUGCAGCGAAUGUGGGAAAUUUUUUAGAUAUUGCUUCACACUGAAUAGACAUCAAAGGGUUCACUCUGGAGAAAGGCCUUAUGAAUGCAGUGAAUGUGGGAAAUUCUUUAUGGACAGCUCCACACUCAGUAGUCAUCAGAGAGUUCACACGGGAGAAAGGCCUUUUGAGUGCAGCAUAUGUGGGAAAUUCUUUAGGUAUCGCUCCACUCUUGAUACGCACCAGAGAGUUCACACUGGAGAAAGGCCUUUUGAGUGUAGUGAAUGUGGGAAAUUCUUUAGGCACAACUCGAAUCAUAUUAGACAUCGGAGAAACCACAUUGGAGAAAGGCCUUAUGAGUGCAGUGAAUGUGGGAGAGACUUUAGCCAAAAUUCCCACCUCAUUCGGCACCAAAAAGUUCACACUAAAGAAAGAACUUAUGAGUGCACCAAAUGUGGGAAGUUCUUUACGGACAGCUCCACACUCAUUAGUCAUCAGAGAAUCCACACUGGAGAAACGCCUUAUGAGUGCAGUGAAUGUGGAAAAGUCUUUAGAUACAACUCCAGCCUCAUUAAACAUCGGAGAAUUCACAGUGGAGAAAGGCCUUAUAAGUGCAACGAAUGUGGGAGAUUCUUUAAUCAGAAUUCCCACCUAAUUCAGCACCAAAAAGUUCACACCAGGUAAAGAACUUAUGAGUAAAGGAAACGUGGAAAGACUUCAAACAGAAAUCUGCUCUGAAUUAGCACUGGGAACUAUUUUUUAAAAAAUGUUUUUAAUUGUAAAAUAAAAUCUACCCUCUUAACUGUAUUAAAGUGUAUAGUUUAGUAGUGCUAAGUUAUUCACAUUGUUGUGCAAUGAAUAUCCAGAAGUCUUUUUAUCUUACAAAACUAAAACUACACCCUUUAAAUAAUUCCUCAUUCCCCACUACACUCUGAUAACCACUACUCUAAUGAAUAUUACUACUCCAGGUACUCUGUAUAAGAAAAAUUAAAUUUUG
Molecule: messenger RNA, 2589 nt
Organism: Cynocephalus volans (Philippine flying lemur)
Lineage: Eukaryota; Metazoa; Chordata; Mammalia; Dermoptera; Cynocephalidae
Product: zinc finger protein 17-like
Exons: 4
Coding region: 207-2276 (689 amino acids)
Biological process (GO): negative regulation of transcription by RNA polymerase II
Molecular function (GO): DNA-binding transcription repressor activity, RNA polymerase II-specific
Source: RefSeq, a predicted model, not a curated record